AGAUUAGUCAUAAAGUGAAAGUGAGUUGAUAAAAGACGUCCACUCAUUUUACUUUUAAAGAAAAAAACUUUACUUUUGUUCUACCUACCUUUCUUAUUUGCAUUCUCAUUCUAUUGAUGAUUAAUGUUUCUUUAUAAUUUUAUUUAAAUUUAAUUGAACUAUUACUAUUAAAAGUCUAAAAGGGCAAUGAUUUGCAUUUGUUUUUAUAUUUAAGAACUGCUUCUUGCAAUUGUUUUCCCAGCAAGACUUUUGUAGUCAUAUCUUGCAAUACAAAUUACAGAUUUUACAGAAUUUUCUGAGCUCACUCACUAUUAUGGCUUGGUCUGCUGUGGCAUCUGCAGUGACAACAAUUGGCAAUCUGCUAACUCAGGAAGCCAUAUACCUGUGGGACGUAGAGGAGCAAGUAGAUCGUUUGCAGACAGAGCUCAAAUGGAUGCAAAGCUCCUUAAUGGAGGCAGAACCGCAACAGUCAAAGGAUGAGAGGAUUCGUCUUUGGGUUGCUGAAAUCAGAGAACUUGCUUAUGAUGCUGAGGAUGUUGUCGAGGAAUUUGCUCUCAAGAUUGGGUUCAAAAACAAAGGUGGUCUUCUGGGUUGUAUUAAAAAAUCCACCUGCCUAGUGAGGAAAGGAUGGGGGCUUCACGAAACCAAGUCAAAGAUCGAGAAAAUCAUAGCAAGAAUUAUCGACUUGGUCCGACGACUACAAGCCUACGGCGUAAGGGAAUUAAAAGAUGGAAGAGAAGGAUCAAGUUCUUCAACUGAAAUGCGAGAAUCAAGGCGGCCUUAUCCUCAUAUUAUGGAUGAUAAUAUUGUUGAACUGGUUGAUGAUACCAAUGAAUUGGUCUCAGUUCUUAAGGAUGAGAGAAGUGAAAGCAGCAGGGUUGUUUCAAUAUGUGGCAUGGGUGGUCUGGGAAAGACCACUUUUGCCAAGAAAUUAUAUCACCAUCAUGAGGUUAUUGAUUAUUUCGAUCACUUGGCUUUCGUAUAUGUUUCUCAACAAUGCCUGAAAAGAAAAGUUUGGGAAGACAUUCUAUCUGAGUUCAAAACUUUAAAUGAAGAUGUCAGAAAGAAAAGAGAUGAAGAAUUAGCAGAGAUGUUGUUUAACAUUUUGAAAGCUAAAAAAUGUCUGGUGAUACUUGAUGAUAUUUGGACCAUUGAAGCUUGGGAUAAUCUAAAACCUGCUUUUCCAGUUGCAAGAGACAAUCAUUGCAAUAGCAAGAUAUUACUCACUUCUCGAAACACAGCGAUAGUUUCAUAUGCCGACACAAGAGGUUAUCUACUUGAAUUGAGAUGCCUAAACAAUGAACAAAGUUGGAAAUUGUUUCAAAAGAUUGCAUUUCCUCAAACAGAUUUUCCAGGAAAUAUAAUCGAUGGGAAAAUGAAAGAGUUAGGAGAGAACAUGGUUAAACAUUGUGCAGGGCUGCCAUUAGCCAUUGUUGUAUUGGGAGGAAUUUUGGCUACAAAGAAUAAUUCAUUAAACGAAUGGCAAAAGAUAUCUGAUAAUGUAAAAUCAUACUUGAAGAGAGGCAAAAAUCAAGGACCAGAGGAUGUGUUAGCAUUAAGUUUUGAUGAUUUGCCUCCCUAUCUAAGACCAUGUUUCCUCUAUCUAAGCCAUUUUCCGGAGGAUUAUAUGAUAGAUGUGGAUAGAUUGAUUCAAUUAUGGGUUGCUGAAGGUAUUGUGUCAUCAAAGCAAGAAGAAAGAGACGAUGGGGAAAUUGCGGAAGAUGUGGCGGAAUCUUAUUUAAUGGAGCUUGUGGAAAGGUGCAUGAUUCAAGUACGAGAAACAGAUGUGACAACCUUAAAGGUCAAAAAGAUUCAGAUGCAUGAUCUGAUGAGAGAUCUUUGCUUAUCAAAGGCAAAACAAGAAAAUUUUGUCUUCAUUGUUGAUCGAUCAAAUGCAUCUUCAUUAUCUAUGAUUCGGAAGGUUCGUAGGGUUUCUGUGCAUGAGUUUUUUUUCAUUCAAUGCGUUAAAAGUCCAAAUAUUCGGUCACUUUUGUUCUUCAAUCAGUUCUUUUCGGAGAAGGUAUUAGAAAAAUCUUUGCCCUUGGAAUUGUUGAAUUACGUUGAAAAACAUGAAGAUGAAGUUUGGAAUCCACUGUAUUGGAUUCUUGCGACUCCGGUAGGUUGUAGCAGACUUCUUAAAACUUGGGGAAUUUGGAGAUACAUGUUCAACAACUUCAAAUUGCUAAGAGUCCUAAACUAUGAGGAAGGAAUAAGACAAAAUUUUGCAGGGUGGAAGUUACCUAGUGAUAUAGGUAAUCUCAUCCAUUUAAGAUUCUUGAGUCUAAGGGGUUUUGACUUCCAAUGGUUAAAGUUGCCAUCAUCUCUAGGCAACUUAAGGUGCUUGCAAUCCUUGGAUUUAAGAGUUUAUAGGAGACUUAUUCAUGUACCUAAUGUGAUAUGGAGGAUGGAGCAACUAAGACAUUUAUAUCUCCCUCUCGAAUUUAGAAGCAGAAUUAAGUUGAAGUUGGGUACUUUGAGAAAACUCCUAACACUUGUGAACUUCAACACUAAGAAUUGUUAUCUGAAGGAUCUUAUCAACAUGACAAAUCUUAGAGAGUUGGUGAUAAUUAGGCCCUUCAAUAUUGAAAAUUUCAAUGAGGAGUUGGGCGAGAAUCCACCCAUAGUCGGAAGUAAAUAUCUUCAUUCCUUGUCUAUUGUUAGCCUUUUUUGGAUUGGCACACAACCAAUAGAUCCUAGACAUUUGGCCCACCUUCUUUCAAGUUGUACAAGUAUUUGCAAGUUGAGUAUAGAGGCAGCUGUAAGGGAAUUACCAGAGUAUCACUACUUCUCUUCACAUCUCGCUUACGUGCGGUUGGUUCUGUGUAAGUUUGAGGAAAAUCCAGUGCCAACACUAGAGAAGCUGCCUAACUUAAGGAUCCUUGAAAUCGAAAGAAUUUUCAAAGAAAAGGAAAUGUUUUGCUCUGCACAGGGUUUUCCUCGACUUGAGUCUCUAAGUCUUGGGAGGCUAUACGAUUUGGAGGAGUGGAAGGUGGAUGAAGGAGCCAUGCCUUCUCUUCAGCGAUUGAGGAUUUGGUGCUGCUUCCGCUUGAAGAUGCUUCCAGAGGGAUUGAGGUUCAUUACAACCCUCAAAGAACUGAAGAUCGAAUCAAUGCCAAAGGCAUUCAAAGAUAAAUUGGAGAAAGGAGGAGAAGAUUUCUACAAAGUCAAACAUGUUCCUUCUAUCAUAUUCCAAAAAUGUGACGACUAGAUUGAAUGAUAAUUGAGAGUUUUGCUUUUCAGGUAAAGACGCCUUUUUUUCACCUGCUAUUGUGCUAUUCAUGGGAUCAAAUCUAUAUUUAAAACUCCUAUUAUGAGUAGCAUGCGAAAGUGUGAGAUUUGGAAUGAUCUUCUCUCUUGUAUAUAUCUAUGGUUGUUGAAAUCAGACUAGAUGACUAUUUGUUGUUUUCUUCAAAUUACAAUAAAACGGAUGCAAGAUAGGGAAUUGGAAGAAAGGGAGGUGUCUGGAUUAGCAAGAUAAGGAGACGUCACUGACUUUUGUUCCGAUGUAGCUUUGGUUUGCAGUGUCCAUUCCUAUAUUUAUUUGUUAGCUUUGCUUUCUCUUUCUUUUUUUCGCUACUUAAGUCUGCUUGAGUCUUUCUCUUUUUUCUUUUAUUCUUUUUUUAUAUGUACUUAAUGCAAUAUUAGAAGCCAAGGCAGGACCAUGCUGUUCUAUUUGUAAAAUUCAUCACUUCGUUGUCUAUGGUCAUUUCUACUCUUCAGUUUACUUAAAUAUAA
Molecule: messenger RNA, 3735 nt
Organism: Gossypium arboreum
Lineage: Eukaryota; Viridiplantae; Streptophyta; Magnoliopsida; Malvales; Malvaceae
Product: probable disease resistance protein At1g58602
Exons: 4
Coding region: 314-3208 (964 amino acids)
Biological process (GO): defense response to other organism
Molecular function (GO): ADP binding
Source: RefSeq, a predicted model, not a curated record